This is a messenger RNA of Apus apus (common swift), 2942 nucleotides long. RefSeq names its product gamma-butyrobetaine hydroxylase 1 (gene BBOX1). NCBI's taxonomy places the organism in Eukaryota, Metazoa, Chordata, Aves, Apodiformes, Apodidae. The record is from RefSeq and is a predicted model, not a curated record. Gene Ontology annotation, molecular function: iron ion binding; gamma-butyrobetaine dioxygenase activity. The transcript is spliced from 7 exons. The coding region runs from base 20 to 1348 and encodes 442 amino acids. Gene Ontology annotation, biological process: carnitine biosynthetic process. Gene Ontology annotation, cellular component: mitochondrion.
UUCCAUUAAAGAGCCCCAAAUGUGGCGGGUGGUGGCAAACAUCCUGCUAGGGGCCAAAGUCCCCGGAGGCAGGACAUGCUGCCCGCUGCCGGCGCCCCACGGCAGGGCCCUGCUCCCCGGGACCCCUCGGCAUCGCUGGCAGGGGGCUGCUCGGAGGCUCCACAGCGCCCGGCCGCUCAGCAUGAGCCUGGGAAUACAGAAGGUGGAAGCUGUGGACGCGGGUCAUUUACUCCGUGUGGAGUGGGAGGACGGGAGCGAGAGCCGCUACCCCUGCGUCUGGCUGAGGGACAACUGCCAGUGUCCCCGCUGCUUCCUGCGCUCGGCCAAGGCUCGCAGGCUGGUCUUCAAGGACCUGGAUGUGAACAUCGUGGCGAAGGAGGUCGCUCUGGCAGGUGGCAAAAAGAUCUCUAUUACAUGGCCUGAUGAGCAUGCAAGUGAAUAUGAAGCUGAGUGGUUGAAAAAACGAUGCUUCUCUGAAGAAGCCAGAGCAGAAAUGAGAGAAGAUUUAUUUUUACCAGAAUGCCAGUACUGGGGCUCAGACCUACAGCUUCCCAAAAUAGCUUUUGAAGAAGUCCUGUACAAUGACGAAAGUGCAUACAAGUGGCUUUGCACCCUAAAGAAAGUAGGAAUUGUGCUGCUGACAGGAGCUGCUGCUAGGCAAGGAGAGCUGAUUAAACUUGGCCACAGGAUUGGGUUCCUGCGUCUCACGUUUUAUGGACCAACUUGGCAAGUGCAAGACAAAGCAGACGCUAACAAUGUGGCUUACACAACUGGGAAACUAUGUUUUCACACUGAUUACCCUGUUCUGCAGCAUCCACCUGGGGUUCAGUUCCUCCACUGUAUAAAGCAAACCACGACAGGAGGUGAAAGCGAAGUUGUAGAUGGAUUUCACGUAUCCAACCAGCUGAAGAAACAAAAUCCUCAAGCAUAUCAGAUCCUGUCCUCUACUGCUGUAGACUAUACAGAUGUAGGGGUGGACUACUGCGAUUUUGCUGUGCAAUGUAAACAAAGGAUUAUAGACGUGGAUUCCAGAGGCCAAGCAGUUCGCAUCAAUUAUAAUAAUGCAACAAGAGACACAGUGUUUGACGUACCAGCUGAAAAAGUGAGGCCAUUUUAUGCAGCUCUAAAGGAAUUUGAUGAUUUAUUAAACAGCUCAGAAUACAAGUUUACUUACAAGCUGAAACCAGGGGACAUAGUGACGUUUGACAACUGGCGCGUGCUUCACGGGCGGCAAAGCUACGAGUCGGGGUCAGAAGUGACACGUCACCUGGAAGGUGCCUAUGCAGACUGGGAUGUGGCCAUGUCCAGGCUCCGGCUCCUCAGGAAGAGGCUCCUGAAGAGGGACUGAGCUUUCUUCUAACUUCUUUUCAGAAACUCAACAUCGUGAAUAUAUUUUUGACCUCCAUAAGCUAAGCAACGUGUUGUUCAUAAGAAUUUAUCUGUGCCCUGGUCUUUGAAUCUAUACAGUGCAUUGCUACCUCUGUCAGUUUAUUUGCUUUUAAAAAUCAGUGUGCAAAGUAGCUUGAAAGGUUAUCACUUUUCUGGGCUGACUGGGUAUCCCACUGCCUUAAUUCUCCUCUUCAAAUACACCUGCCUUCCCUAGCAAGCUCGGAAGGGAGCUUCAAAAAGGGGCUUAUAAGUAUUACUUACUAAUGGAUUGUUAUGAGCAGCACCUUCCUCUGUUUUCAAAAAGGCAUUCUUUAUUCCAUAAAUUAUAACUAAAAUUCAUUAUCAAGAUAAGCAAGCACUGCUGUGAAGUUAUUUUUACAUACACACCUAGAACUCCACUUUAACACAAGGUCUCAUUCAACAGAUGCUGGGUUCUGUACAUCCCGCUGUACCCCAUGACCAUCACAGCCACAAAUAACUUUUACUGCAUUUCUAAGUCCAUAAGCUCAGAAACCACAGAGUUACCAGAGAAUGUGUUGUAUUAGUUUACCUCUGCAUUAGGAACAGAAAUAAAUCCAGUCUAGAGGUGGCAGGGAGGGACAGAAACCCCAUCAGAUGCUGCUCACAAAUGUAACUUAAGAUCCGCAGGACAGACACACAGUGAGGAGGAGGAACUCUGAUGCUGCUUUGCAGUUAGAUAUCCCAAAGCACAGGAGGUGGUUAUUGACUCCACACCUGACAGAGAAGUGGUGUCUGAACUCAGACCCAUUUUUGUUACACCAAACACAAGAGCAUGUCUCUGAUACACUUGGUUUGCAGGACAAUUUCCUCCAGGUUGCAUUCUGAAUAGAGAUCACACUAUGUUAAAAUUACUGCAGCUGAAGUAGUGGUUUCUUCCCCAUAUUCAGAUGCCAAAUUGAAAGAGAAAGAAUUUUUAAAUACUUGAGUUUAUAGCCAACAAUACGUCCACUGAGUUUAUUCUUUGCUUUUUCACAAAAAAAACAAAAAACCCAACAUAAAUGAGACCCUAACGUAAGCUUGCAAACACUUCCAUAGCUUCUACUCAUCCUUUACAGGCAACACACAUCUCAGCUGAAUAAUCAAAUAAAACUAAAUUAGGAUUUGGCCAUGACCUAGUGUAGUGUGGUUUGAAUCCAUUCCUCUGUAGGUAGUGAAAUGUUUUCAAUCAAAGUUUUGACAUUAGGACGUACCUUAACAGAACUGGCUUUUAGUGGGAAUCUGACUUCUCAGUGGCUCCUUUGAUAAUAAAUUUUGCGAACAUGAGGAAAGUAUUUUUUUGCCUUAGCUAUAAAAGGGGAAAAUAUGAGGAGAAUUUAUUACCUAUAUUCUGUAAGAUACCAGCAGUACUGUGGUUUUACUGUGAUAUUUUCCAGAUAACAAUUUAGUGAAGAUUGCAAGUCAUAACUUUAAAAUAAAACACCUUGGGAUUUAUACUAGUGGUUAAUAGAGAUAUUUUCUGCUCUUUUUUCCCUGUACUUUUCUAAAAACUGUUUUAUUAAAACUUCUGUUUAUUAAAAACUACUUGGAGCUGA